This is a messenger RNA of Quercus lobata, 822 nucleotides long. Its product is annotated as mitogen-activated protein kinase kinase 9-like. Gene Ontology annotation, biological process: MAPK cascade; protein phosphorylation. Gene Ontology annotation, molecular function: ATP binding; MAP kinase kinase activity. The record is from RefSeq and is a predicted model, not a curated record. The transcript is spliced from 2 exons. NCBI's taxonomy places the organism in Eukaryota, Viridiplantae, Streptophyta, Magnoliopsida, Fagales, Fagaceae. Bases 1 to 822 code for a protein of 273 amino acids.
AUGACCACAACCAACACCUCCACCGCCAUGUCAGCUGCCUCAAUCUCUUCCUCUGACUUGGAAAAACUCCAAGUUCUAGGCCACGGCAAUGGUGGCACGGUCUACAAAGUCCGUCACAAACGCACCAACGCUAUUUAUGCGCUCAAUGUCGUCCACAGCGACUCUGACCCCACUCUUCGCUGCCAAGUCUUCAGAGAAAUGGAAAUCCUCCGCCGCACCAACUCUCCCCACGUCGUCCGCUGCCACGGGAUCUUCGAGAAGCCGUCGGGUGACAUAGCUAUUUUGAUGGAGUACAUGAAUUUAGGCACACUAGACUCGCUACUCCGAACUCAUGGAACUUUCACUAAACCCAAACUCGUUGACAUGGCGCGUCAGGUUCUCAACGACCUUAGCUACCUCCACGGACACAAAAUCAUCCACCGCGAAUUUAAGCCUUCGAAUUUGUUGGUUAACGAUAAAAUGGAAGUGAAAAUCGCCGACUUCAAUGUCAGCAAAAUCAUGUGUCGUACGUUGGACGCGUGUAACUCCUACGUUGGCACGUGCGCGUACAUGAGUCCUGAAUGGUUUGACUCGGACACCUACAGCGGGAACUACAAUAGGUACGCUGGCGAUAUAUGGAGUUUGGGGCUAACUUUGUUGGAGCUAUAUAUGGGUCAUUUUCCAUUUCCGCCCCUGGGUCAAAGACCCGAUUCGGCGACCCUGAUGUGCGUGAUUUGUUUCGAAGAGUCGCCGAGCUUGCCGAAGCAAGCUUCGGAAGAGUUUCAGAGUUUUAUUGAGUGUUGUUUGCAGAAGGAGUCUAAUAAGAGGUGGACAGUGGCUUAG